This is a messenger RNA of Callorhinchus milii (elephant shark), 3578 nucleotides long. It is a transcript of the gene elf2a, whose product is annotated as E74-like factor 2a (ets domain transcription factor). Gene Ontology annotation, cellular component: nucleus. The record is from RefSeq and is a predicted model, not a curated record. The transcript is spliced from 9 exons. The coding region runs from base 647 to 2485 and encodes 612 amino acids. Lineage: Eukaryota; Metazoa; Chordata; Chondrichthyes; Chimaeriformes; Callorhinchidae. Gene Ontology annotation, molecular function: sequence-specific DNA binding; DNA-binding transcription factor activity, RNA polymerase II-specific. Gene Ontology annotation, biological process: cell differentiation; regulation of transcription by RNA polymerase II.
UGUCAUUUUCCCAGGAGGGAGGGAGGGGGAGUUGGAAAAGAGAACAAAUUGGAGGCUGUUAUGUUGAGCUGCUCUUGUGCAACUCCUUGCAGCUGUCUUCAGAGAGCCCUGUCGGCGGGGACGUCACUGCUUGCCUGAUUACCCGCCCCUCUUGGCCAGGGAAUGGCAUCUUGUGCAAGCCAGCAGGAGACCCAGAGCAGGGGAGGAAAUACGUAAGAACAGAUAUCUGUGGUUUUUGAAAGGGGAAGUGCAACCCAAAGGGGAAAGAUGCAGAGUGAGACAGCAGUGAGCAAAGGCUUUGGGAUGUUUCUGCGGCUGCAGAGAGACUGAGAUUCGGAUUGGGAUAAACGGCCUCCCCAACAAAAAGAUAACACUAAACUCUGUCUGAAGACUUGAUGAAAUGUCGUUUUCCUGGUGUUGUGAACUCGGAAGGUGUGAGCUGUAGAGGAAGUGCGUUCCGGAGGGAUCGCUCUCUGUGCUGCACCGUUGUCUUUGCUCCUUGAAGAAGCUGUCAAGUGCUGCAUGGUUCCCGAGGUGCCUGGAGCAGAAAGGAUCUGUUCAGCGCUGGGAGACUGUGGCAGCAACGUACUGCUGUGUGAGGGAGCGGUUUGUUCAUAGCACCUUUCGAGGCCCCAGGGAAUGUGCUAUGACAUCAGUGAUGGUGGAUAGCGGAGGCCUGGUGUUUGACUUUGCAAGUAAUGGAAUGGAGAAUCAACAGCAGCAGGAGGCAGAGAGCAGUGCAAACUACCCAGCGGUGAUUGUUGAGCCAGUUCCCAGUGCCAGGCUCGACCAGGUCUAUGCCGCACAGGUACUGGUUUACGAUGAUGAAACGUACUUGUUGCAAGAUUUUGCUGAAGAGCAAGAGAUCGAGACGGAUUCGUCAGAAACAGUGGAAGCAUCGGUCCACAGCAGCAAUGUCGUACACUGCACAGACAAGACCAUCGAGGCAGCUGAGGCACUGCUUCAUAUGGAUUCUCCGACCAUCCUGAGAGAUGACAAGAACUCUGUUCAGGUGUUUGUUCCACCGUGUGUGUCAACCCCCGAGUUCGUUCACGCUGCCAUGAGGCCCGACGUCAUCACAGAGACUGUCGUGGAAGUAUCGACAGAAGAGUCUGAGCCCAUGGACACGUCGCCUGCACUUCCGAUACUGGAAGCCCCAGAGCCAGCCAAGAAAAAGAAAGUUGGUCGAAAACCAAAGAACCAGCAAUCGGGGUUGCCUAGCAGUGCGCCGGACCUGUCUGUGAAAAAGAAGGCGAGAGAAGGGAAGGGGAAUACCACCUACCUCUGGGAGUUCCUCCUGGACUUACUGCAGGACAAGAACACCUGCCCUCGGUACAUCAAAUGGACCCAGCGUGAGAAGGGCAUCUUUAAACUCGUGGACUCUAAGGCGGUAUCAAAGCUGUGGGGUAAACACAAAAACAAGCCGGAUAUGAACUACGAGACCAUGGGCAGGGCACUAAGGUAUUACUACCAAAGAGGGAUUCUGGCCAAGGUAGAGGGACAGCGAUUGGUCUAUCAGUUCAAGGAGAUGCCCAAAAACUUGAUCAUCAUUGACGAAGAGAAAGUGGACCCUACUAGCCAAGAUCCCUACCCAUCAGAAAUGCUGGCUGCUGCCAUUGGCAGCCCAGUAGCGACAACUCCCAUCUCUGCAGACAGCAUCUCCUCGUCCAUAUUGGUAAAGACAACGACGGCGGCUUCGAGAAGUCCUCGGAGCGGAGCUCAGCAAAGUGUUGUGAAGCUGGGCAAAAUGGCAACAGUGAAGGUCUCACCGGUUGGUCAAGGUGGAAUCCUGUCUCAUAUGACUACAACGUCCCUUCCAGUCAUAACCACAACUGUUCCCAGCAGCAGAACCUUACGGGUGGCAAUGCAAGUGCCUGUCGUCAUGACCUCCUCGGGGCAGAAGUUUUCAACGAUGGCCGUCCAGACGCUGAAUCCUGUUUCCACGGUAAUAACCAGUACAAACACCACUGGCUCGACCCCGAAGGUGGUCAUCCAGACUAUUCCUACCAUGGUGCCCGCCGGCACGGCAGAGAAUGGCGACAAAAUCGCGAUGCAGCCCACCAAAAUCAUCACCAUCCCCGUGGCACAGAUAGCCCAGUGCCACUUACAGACAAAGGCAGGCCUGGCUACGUCCGGCGGCAUUAAUGUGGUGGGGGCGGCGACAGCCAUUCAAGCUCUGUCCCCCGUGUCGGUGGCGGGGGGCACGCCGGUCAUGAGGCUAGCAGUGCCCGCCCAGCAGGCAGGAGGCCAAAGUGCUCCUCAAGUCAUCACAGCGGUCAUCAAAGGACCGGAGAUGAGGCAGCAAGGGCAGAGAGGGAAGGUGGGGGCAGAGCUGCACAACCUGCCCGUGAUCAAGGAAGUGGAGCGAAUUGUGGAGGGCAGCAAGACUUUGACUCGCUGGGUUGUCGUCAACACGCCGUCGGCCAUUGCCCUUCCUUUGACGUCCAAAACAGAGGCAGAAUCGACGGUGACGGGAGAAAAAUAACCAGCUGAAAAAGAACUUGAUUUUGUUUUGUUUUUUUUAAAAAAAGGAAGAAACUUUGGUCGUAUGCAAGACUUUUUUUUAAAAAAAGGAACGUUCUCAGCGGGCAACGAACUCUUCCUUUUAAUUAUUUUUUUUGCCGUCCCAACGGUUCAAGGCGGGGUUUGAGCCACGCCAUCAAAUGCUGACAAAGAAACAGUCUCUUUUUUUCAAAAAAAAAGAAAAACAAACAAAAUAGGAACCAAUACAAGAGACGUCAAUGAAAUUGAGAUGCAGGUGGAAAGCAUCAUCAAUUCGCAAACAAUAAGGGACCAUAAGAGUUUCACUACAUUUUUGAACCUACACUAAAGAAUUUCUGGAAACACUAAACUAGCGUUUAUGAUUUGGUUUUGUAGCAUGAAUACUGCACAAUUUUUUCUUAAAAAAGCCCGCUGUGUCUUCAUGCCAUUGUCAGUGCAAGUAAAAAAAUUCCUUCCCCGCCCCCCCCCCCCACCCCAAAGAAAAAGGUGCUUGUUAAGCAGGUAGCAGUGCUGUGGUGGGAGCAAUGUAACCUGCCCUCAUCUUGCAAUGAAAGCCACUUUUUUUUUAAAAAACAUUUUGAACCAGGAAUAUUUUUCUUCAUCAACCUUAAGUGGUGAAACUUGCCUGAUCGAAUCAGGCCAGUCGUGCUUGUCAUUAGAACUGUGACAGGAUUGGAUCUAUUUGACCCUGGGGUCCUGGGAGCCCAAGAACCUGUGGAGGAUAGGAAUUGGUUACUAGUGUGCAGGAAAUCGCUGGUGACACUGGGCCUUUUUAAAACCGGGGAUGCUGCCUUUUGCAAUCAACUGCAGUGGCGGCAUUUGUUUAAAUAACACUGUGUGCACGCAGUAUUUUUUUUUCUUUUACUGGUGCUGAGUGAAUUCUCGUUUAUAUAUUAAAAAAAACUGUGUUUGGAACACGAAGAAGGAUUAAGUUGAAAUAGAAGCUCGGGAUUAAACUGCUUUUAUUUGGAGAGAUGAAUGUGAAGUUCUUUUUGCAGGAUUUGUAUAAUUAAGUUUGUGAGCAACGUUAAAAUGGAAGCUUCAGUUUUCCCUCUCAUUUAAAAAAAAUAAGCUAA